CCCUCUCUUAUUUCCAGACGAGGCAUCAAUAGACAACAUAAUGCGAGCAGGUUUAUCUUUACUGUUUUUGCUGCUCUGUCUGUUUGUGUCAUGGGCUCUGGGGGUGCAGGACACCCAUGAUUUCCAGCCUCUGGACCCUGAUACCACAGCUGACCGUGAAAUCUGGGAAGAGUUGAGGAUGCUGAGGGACAUGGUGGUGCAGCAGACGGUGGAGCUGAAGAACAUGAAAGGCCGGCUGGCAGAGACAGAGACGCAGGCAGUUGAGCAAAAAUUGGAUCUCCUCCUCACUAAAACCAGCCUGGAUGAGCUGAAGAGAGAUCACACUGCCUUGGAAGAGAGACUGAGGACCAGUGAGAAACAAGUGGAAGAGCUGAAGAAACUAAACAUGGAGCUGAGGGUUGAUCUUGAAAACCAGGCAACUGAACUUUUGUCUGUAGAAGGCAGAGUGGCAGUCAGUGAAAGUGAGCUGCAGCUCCUAACAGGCAUGAUGGCUGACCUACAGGCCCAGAACACAGCUCAACAAGUUGAUAUUACAUCUUUAAUGGACCGGAUGACCACUACUGACAGCAGAGUGGACGGUUUAAUCAAAGAGAAUGCAAAGGUGGCAUUUUAUGCUGCUUUUAAAAACAUUGCAGGACCUUACAAUACUCCAACUGUCCUAAAGUUCAACCAGGUCUUCACCAAUGUCGGUAACACCUACAGUCCAACCACCGGUUACUUCACUGCACCUAUGAAAGGAAUGUACUAUUUCAGAUUUACAGUAUGUGGUCAUACCAACAAAACCAUGGGAGUGCAACUAUUUCAUAAUGGGAAAUCCAUAAUGUAUAAUUUGCAAACCAUGCGUGAGAGCCAUUUUGAGUACCUAUCAAACGCUGUUAUUCUGGAUCUGAAUGUCGGUGACGAGAUACAUUUGGUCCUCCCAAAAAGUUAUACAAUUUAUAAUAAUGAAAACAAUCACAGCACAUUCAGUGGCUUCUUGCUUUUCACUAUGUGAUGUCAUAUAAGUACCUACUGUAUGCUGUGUUUUGUGAAGCCUACCCGUACUUACUGUACGUGCUGCAGUUGUCUGCAUGAAUUUAUAAUCACCCAAAUAGAAAUCAUUCUUUGUCUCA
Messenger RNA from Larimichthys crocea (large yellow croaker), 1112 nucleotides. Its product is annotated as cerebellin-2. Gene Ontology annotation, molecular function: protein binding. The coding region runs from base 41 to 994 and encodes 317 amino acids. The transcript has a single exon. The record is from RefSeq and is a predicted model, not a curated record. NCBI's taxonomy places the organism in Eukaryota, Metazoa, Chordata, Actinopteri, Sciaenidae.